AUGAAAAAAGAUGCAAAUGUUGCCUCUGGUGGAACCGAGCCCGGUCCGACUAACGACGGCACCAUCGGCGGCAAAGAAGAUCCGGGGCGAGGGAGCGUGAGUCUUGCAGUCCCGUUGGCGGAGAGAGAGGGCUCGGCGACAGGGGGAAACCACGGCGACGCUCCCCGCGCCAAGCAUGCCGCAACCCAGGAGUCCGAGGCGGAGGCAUCCCAACACGGACUGACGCUGCUCCAGCCGACCAUGGUCGAAAUUUCUGCUGCCGUGGUGGAUAAGGCCAAGGCGGGGGAGCACGAUUCGAUGGAGGAUUUCCAACACAGCAUCGCGGACGUAGGUGGCUCUCCUCCUUCUGGUGGACGUGGGAGGCGUAGGCAGAGGAAGAGCGAUGGGGAGGAAGAGUAUGACACCGCCGUGCCCGGGGACAUCAAUACGCGGUCGAAGAGGCGGCAGAAAACAGGCGGUGCUGACGACACCGGUGGUGCGGAAGUUGGGACAAUGCGAGGCGCCAGGGAAGCAAGUGGCAAGGCGACGGGUCAUGCAUUGUGCAAGAAGGGCCGACCCGCAGCGAGGAGAACAUCCGGCGGAAGGAGGGGCAAGAAAGCAGCGAGGGGGAAGAGGCCGAAACGGGGCGAAGAAGACCCUGAUGAUGCGGAGGAGGAGGAUGAGGGGGAUGCGGGGGAUGAGGAGGAGGAGGCUAAUGAGGAGGAGGAUGCGGAGGAAGAGGAGGAUGAAGAGGAUGCGGAGGAGGACGCGGAGGUUGGGGAGGAAGAAAAAUAUGAGAAUGAUGACGAGGAGGACAAAGAGGAUGAGGAGGAGGAGGACGAGGAGGGGGGCGACGAGGAUGAGGAGGAGGAGGAGGAGGAGGAGGAGGAGGAGGAGGAGGAGGAGGAGGAGGAGGAGGAGGAGGAGGAGGAGGAGGAGGAGGAGGAGGAGAGGGACGAGGAGGAGGAGGAGGAGGAGGAGGAGGAGGAGGAGGAGGAGGAGGAGGAUGAGGAAGAGGAGGAGGAGGAGGAUGUGGCGGCAGCAUUGGGCCACCGGUAA
Messenger RNA from Closterium sp. Naga37s-1, 1038 nucleotides. Lineage: Eukaryota; Viridiplantae; Streptophyta; Zygnematophyceae; Desmidiales; Closteriaceae. The record is from the annotation of a GenBank genome assembly.